Apodemus sylvaticus (European woodmouse) is the source of this 2502-nucleotide messenger RNA. It is a transcript of the gene Slc16a6, whose product is annotated as solute carrier family 16 member 6. Gene Ontology annotation, biological process: monocarboxylic acid transport; transmembrane transport. The coding region runs from base 441 to 2009 and encodes 522 amino acids. NCBI's taxonomy places the organism in Eukaryota, Metazoa, Chordata, Mammalia, Rodentia, Muridae. The transcript is spliced from 6 exons. The record is from RefSeq and is a predicted model, not a curated record. Gene Ontology annotation, molecular function: monocarboxylic acid transmembrane transporter activity.
UAAGGGGUUCCUCUCACAUCAGGAUGAGGCCCCUGUAGUGGCUGUUUCUGGUUGUCAACUUGACUUGAUCUGGAAUGAACUACAGUCCAGAAUUGGAAGGCUCACCAGUGAUCCUAAUCUGGAGGCUGGGAGAUACAAGCUUCUGACCUGGAUCUUGGCUUGGAGAUGUUGAGGCAUAAUGGCUGUGAAAAUUCCAGAAGAUUAAGAUAAGACUGGGAGAUCUCUGAGUUCAAGGUCAUCUGAAAUUAAUAGAGUGGUGGCACACACCUUUAAUCUGGGCCACACCUUCUGCUGGAGACCUACAUAAGGACAUCAGAAGAAGGAAGAUUCACUCUCCUUUGCCUGCUUGCCUUGUGGGACUGAGCAACUGCUAGAUCCUUGGACUUCCAUUCACAGCUGCUGGUGACCAUUGUUGGGAGUUGGACUACAGACUAUCAAGAAUGACCCAAAAGAACUCGAGGUUCUGCUGCAGAGCCAAUGUGUAUACCCAAGUGCCUGACGGAGGGUGGGGCUGGGCAGUGGCUGUUUCUUUUUUCUUCGUUGAAGUCUUCACCUAUGGCAUCAUUAAGUCAUUUGGUGUCUUCUUUAAUGACUUAAUGGACAGUUUUGAUGAAUCCAACAGCAAGAUCUCAUGGAUAAUAUCAAUAUGUGUAUUUGUAUUAACAUUUACAGCUCCCCUCUCCACGGUUCUGAGCAACCGCUUCGGACAUCGGCUGGUGGUGAUGGCAGGGGGGUUACUCAUCAGCUUGGGAAUGGUUGCAGCCUCCUUCUCCCAAAGGGUCUACCACAUGUACAUCUCCAUAGGGGUCAUCUCGGGUUUGGGGUACUGCUUUAGCUUCCUCCCAACUGUGACCAUCCUGUCACAGUACUUUGACAAAAGGCGUUCGGUAGUCACUGCGGUUGCUUCUACGGGAGAGUGUUUUGCGGUGUUUGCUUUUGCGCCAGCUAUCACGGCUCUGAAGGAGCAUAUUGGCUGGAGAUAUAGCCUCCUCUUCGUGGGCCUUCUGCAGCUGAACAUCAUGGUCUGUGGCGCCUUGCUGAGACCCAUUAUUAUCAAAGGGCCAGGGUCGCCGAAAGCAACCACUCAGGAGCCCGCCAGAGAAGCUCAGUAUAUGCUUGAAAACGAGAAAACACGGACCUCAAUAGACUCCAUCGACUCAGGAGUAGAACUCACUACCUCACCGAAAAAUGUGCCUAGCGAAGCCAAGACAGAGCACGAGGCCAGGGCUGAGCAGCAGCUGGCCCUGGUGGCCGGCCCCAAGCACGGCCGGAAGGAAGCCCCGCUCUUGGACUUCUCCAUCUUGAAAGAGAAGAGCUUCAUCUGUUACGCCUUGUUUGGCCUCUUUGCCACGCUGGGCUUCUUCGCACCUUCCCUCUACAUCAUCCCGUUGGGUAUCAGUCUAGGCAUUGACCCUGACCGCGCUGCGUUUUUACUGUCUACGAUGGCCAUCGCGGAAGUGUUCGGAAGGAUCGGGGCUGGGUUUGCCCUCAACAAGGAACCCAUUCGCAAGAUCUACAUCGAGCUCAUCUGCGUCGUCUUACUGACGGUGUCUCUGUUCGCUUUCACUUUCGCCACCGAGUUCUGGGGCCUCAUGUUGUGUAGUGUGUUUUUUGGUAGUAUGGUCGGGACCAUAGGAGGGACCCACAUCCCGAUGCUGGCUGAGGAUGACGUCGUUGGAAUCGAGAAGAUGUCGUCCGCCGCUGGAGUCUAUGUCUUCAUUCAGAGCAUUUCGGGGCUUGCGGGACCGCCCCUGGCAGGUCUGCUGGUUGACCAGAGCAAGAUCUACAGCAGGGCCUUCUACUCCUGCGCAGCAGGCAUGUCACUGGCUGCUGUGUGCCUCGCCCUGGUAAGACCCUGUAAAAAGGGGCUGUGCCAGAAUUCUCAGUCAGGUGAAAACCAGGCAGACAGGCAUCGUGGGAAAGCGUUACAGGACAUACCCGAAGACUUUCUGGAAAUGGAUCUUGGGAAAUGCGAACAGAGGGCUCAUAUGAAAAUGGAUCCCGUGUGACACAUUUUCAUGUUGUGGCUUCUAUGUUGCCUGGGAACAGAGCCCCUGGGAGGGGAAGGCGCCAACCACUAGACCCCACCUUCAAAACCCGCAUGAAGGGAAUGCCUGUCAGACAGCAAGACCAGCAGCUGUCUCUUCUUCCCCUCCAGUCCCUUUUGCCUGUUCUUUAAGCCAAAACCAAAACAACCAAACACUUUCCAUACAGCAAUCCAGCCCCAUUCUGCAGCAAUACAAAGAUAAGGAGAAGGACCCGGCGGACAUUCCAACACGAAAGCAAUACCACAAACUGACAGGCUGCGGUUAAAAGCACUCGCUCCUGUGAUAAACUAUUUUAUAAACUGACAUCCAGCCCAAGUCACAGAAAUGAAUUGGCCAUUCCAAAAUGGAAAACAAAAAACAAAAAACAAAAACAAAACCCCACAAUCUUGAACCAUUAAACUCCUUGCUAAUUUUCAGAAAUACAGGUAAAUUAUUUUUAAACGAUUCGGGGGGG